AAAACGCGCGGUAUCUCGUUUUCCGGUUUAUACAUUACGAACGCUUACUUAGUUUCCGCUCACUUUUAAUUUCGUUCUGCUAACUCACAAGUCGUUAUAAUCGCUACUAGUAAGAGUUAGCAAGUAGACGAGUUGUCAUUUUGACGCAUUUCAAUUUUUGACAAGAUGGAUGCAUUAAAAUCUCUCUCGAACUUUACAGAUAAAUUCUAUGAACAAAUAUUAGAUGAGUGCCAUGGUCAUUGGGAAAAUACGUUUCUCUCCCCGUUCAAUAUCUAUACUGCUCUUGGAAUCGUUCUUUCUGGCAGCGAAAACAAUACAAAAGCUGAAAUGAUAAACGCGAUGCAAUUAUCUGAAUGUUUAGAAUAUGACCAAGUUCAUUGUGGGAUAGGCCAACUUCUAAAAGAUUGUUCGAAACCUACUGAAGGUGUUGAGAUAAUUCUUGGUAAUAGACUUUUUGCUGCACAAAAUUUGACUAUCAAGGAUCAGUUCAAAAAUAAUCUGCUGACGUACUACGAUGCUCAAACAGAACAUGUGGCAUUUGAAACAGACGUAGAAGGUUCUCGACAGCAAAUAAAUCGUUGGGUUAGUGAACAAACGAAAAGAAAAAUUCAAGAACUCCUUUCACCUGAUUCCUUGACAAGAGACACGUCUGCUGUAGUGACAGCUAUUACAUAUUUCAAAGGUAUGUGGAAUUUAGCUUUCCCGGAUUACAACACACACACUAGCGAGUUUCACAAACUGGACGGAUCAACAAUGGAUGUGAAAUUAAUGUACAACGAAUCGUAUUACAGCCUGGUCAAUUUACCAGAUUUGAAGUCACGUGCUGUGAAGAUACCAUUUAAGGACCCGAAGUUUACUUUAUUGAUUAUUCUUCCCAAUUUAAAUAAUGGUUUACCAGAUUUAUUGAAAUCGAUUUAUAAACAUGGUGGUCUAGCUUCAAUACUAUCUAGUAGUUUUCAAAAUACCAAAUUACAAUUGUAUUUGCCUAAAUUUAAAUUAACUGAAGGUAAUGCUUUAAAAUUGAAGAGGCAUUUACAGAAAUUAGGAAUAAACGAUGCAUUCUGUCCAAAAUCAGCUGAUUUUUCAAAUAUUUCUAACUCUGAUAGACUGUGUAUAUCGGAUGUGUUACAUAAAGCUAUUUUAGAAGUAGAUGAAAAAGGUGCAGUAGCAGCUGCUGCUACAGCAACUUCAAUGGUAAAAUGCACAGCUAUUGGAUCUCAUAAACCUGUACCAAUAUUUCGUAUUGAUCAUUCAUUCUUUAUAUCAAUUGUAUGGAAUGAUAGCCUACCAAUAUUUCUUGGACAUGUCACAUCACCAUUAUUGAGUCAAUGAUAAGUAACAAAAUUGUGACUUGAAGAAUACACAAAAAAUAAAAAAUAUUUUCUUCAGAAAAUUUUUAAAUUUCAUUAUUCUCAUGUGAUAAACUAAUCGUUUUGUAUUUGUUUAAACAUUUUGAUAAACUAUUUUUACUAUUUUUUUUAAUUUUAAUUUCUUUGAUCAUGUAAUUUUAUAUAUAUAUAUAUAUAUAUUUUUUUUUCAUAUUUUAUGAAAUUUAUUAAUGAUUUUGUGACUUUAUAUGUUCACAUGACUACUGAUCAGUAAUUUAUUGCCUGUAAAAACAUUUUGUAAUUAUAAAUAAUAAGUAAUUUGCGUUUCUACAAAUUAUUAACUAACUUGAUACUGUAGAGUUGUUACAUAUAAAAAUGA
Molecule: messenger RNA, 1707 nt
Organism: Schistosoma turkestanicum
Lineage: Eukaryota; Metazoa; Platyhelminthes; Trematoda; Strigeidida; Schistosomatidae
Source: the annotation of a GenBank genome assembly